Nicrophorus vespilloides is the source of this 360-nucleotide messenger RNA. RefSeq names its product acetylcholine receptor subunit beta-like 2. Lineage: Eukaryota; Metazoa; Arthropoda; Insecta; Coleoptera; Silphidae. Gene Ontology annotation, molecular function: extracellular ligand-gated monoatomic ion channel activity. Gene Ontology annotation, cellular component: membrane. Gene Ontology annotation, biological process: monoatomic ion transport. The record is from RefSeq and is a predicted model, not a curated record.
GAGUCAAUAGUCAUGCGCUUUCGUAUCGAUCCUGCGGGAUGCAGACGCGAGUCCUUCUGGUCCAGGCAGCAUCGCGAACAUGGCGGAAUCCGGGUGGGCGUAACGCGCGUGGAUCCUUUCCUCGACAAUGAAGUUUAUCCUGUGUCUUCCGGUGCUCGCGUUCACCACCUUAAUCCUUCUGCAGGAUGUCUCAGGUGGAUUCAUGCAGAUGGAGGCGAAUCCGGACGCGAAACGGCUCUACGACGAUCUUUUGAGCAACUACAAUCGAUUGAUCAGACCGGUCAUCAACCACACGGAAACUUUAACGGUUUGGUUGAGCCUGAAACUGUCGCAGCUGAUCGAGAUGAACCUCAAGAAUCA